This is a messenger RNA of Aspergillus versicolor CBS 583.65, 1521 nucleotides long. Its product is annotated as MCT family MFS transporter. The record is from RefSeq and is a predicted model, not a curated record. The coding region runs from base 1 to 1521 and encodes 506 amino acids. Gene Ontology annotation, biological process: transmembrane transport. Gene Ontology annotation, molecular function: transmembrane transporter activity. The transcript is spliced from 2 exons. Lineage: Eukaryota; Fungi; Ascomycota; Eurotiomycetes; Eurotiales; Aspergillaceae.
AUGGCAGAUAACACUCCGAUCGACAUAAUCCGCUCUCGCGAUUAUGACAAUGACCUACAUUUACAGGAGUCUUCCAAGGAAGGACGCCCUGGGGGGUUGGGCCAUGAGCAAACCACAGUUGCGCCAGAGAAAGCUACGGAUGACCUACCACCAGAUGGUGGAUAUGGCUGGGUUUGCGUUGCCAGUGUCUUCUGGAUCAACGCCCAUACAUGGGGAAUCAACAGCAGCUACGGUGUGUUCCUUGCCCACUACCUUGCCAACGAAGUAUUUCCGAACACAUCACCUCUAAUGUAUGCUUUUACUGGCGGUCUGAGCAUAUCCUGUGCCCUCCUCGUCGCACCUUUGGCCACCUACCUCAUCCAUCUCCUUGGAACCCGAGUGGUCCUGAAUAUGGGCGUUUUCUUUGAAACGCUUAGCCUAAUAGGAUCUUCAUUCGUUACGCAGAGGUGGCAGAUAUUUCUCAGUCAAGGCGUUUGCUUUGGAUUCGGUAUGGGAUUCUUAUUCGUUGGUAGCGUUGGAAUUACACCACAAUGGUUUCAUCGUCGGCGGGGCCUCGCUAUGGGAAUCAACGCCGCUGGAUCUGGUCUGGGCGGCUUGAUCUAUUCUCUGGCGGUUGGUGCGAUGAUACCUAGGCUAGGGCUCAGCUGGGCAUUCCGGAUAUUAGGGAUAGUUGCCUGCGUUGUGAACCUGGUAUGCGCAAACCUACUCAGGGAUCGCAAUAAAGCUGUCGGAAGCCGUUUCAAAGCUUUCCACCUCCCACUACUCAAACGGCCCGAAUUCCUUCUGUUUCUUGCAUGGGGUAUUUUCAGCAUGCUCGGCUACGUCGCUAUCCUAUUUAGUAUGGCCAAUUUCGCCGUCUCUGUCGGUCUGUCCGCACACCAGAGCAGUAUAAUUGGGGCUUUACUCAACCUUGGGCAGGGUCUAGGGCGACCUUUCGUGGGCAUGUUCAGUGAUAAGCUUGGCCGUAUCAACAUUGCAACCUUUCUUACCUUCCUCUGUGGUCUUUUUUGUCUAGUAAUCUGGACUUUUGCUCGCAACAUGGGCGUUGUCUCCUUUUUUGCCGUUCUCGUUGGCACGGUAGCAGGCACGUACUGGGCUACUGUAGCGCCAGUGCUGGCCGAAAUUAUCGACCUAAAGGAUUUGCCCGGUGGCCUCAGCAUCACCUGGCUCGUCCUAGUCCCACCAACGACCGUUGCAGAACCCAUAGCACUUUUACUGCGAGAUAACAACUCCGUCAACCGCGUUUACCUGCAUGUCCAGAUUUUCACCGGUCUCAUGUACAUCGCUGCUGCGGUGUGUCUUUGGGUGGCACGAGGUUGGAAGGUGGGAGACAAUAUUCGAGCUAAGCAAAAGCAGGCGGCAGCUGCGCUAAAUACCGACAAGAAGGGGGAAGGUGUUGUCCUACAACAGCACGGCGGCGAAACUGGUGACAGGAAUGUUGAAGGCCCUCCACAAACAAAGAUGGCUAUUUGGUUACCCCAUACACUCAUCCGCCGGAUGGUAGCAGCCAAAAAGGUCUGA